Molecule: messenger RNA, 1249 nt
Organism: Manihot esculenta (cassava)
Lineage: Eukaryota; Viridiplantae; Streptophyta; Magnoliopsida; Malpighiales; Euphorbiaceae
Product: ER lumen protein-retaining receptor erd-2.2
Exons: 6
Coding region: 242-1060 (272 amino acids)
Biological process (GO): protein retention in ER lumen
Cellular component (GO): membrane
Molecular function (GO): ER lumen protein retrieval receptor activity
Source: RefSeq, a predicted model, not a curated record
AGCUACAAAAAUAAAGGUGGUUCAACAGCCUUACCCGUCUUAUACUUCAACGAAAAGCCUCGUCUUUUAAUCUUCAAGUUCCCAUCUUUCUCUUGUGUACCUCCUCGACAGUGGAUCUAAGACGGGAUCAUCUUGAUUCAAGGUGCUUUGCUUCUCUCCGACUUGUCUCACUAUUCCCAACACUGGAUUCUGCAAGUGAGUGCUCUGUUUGAUAGACAUAACUGAGACAAGGGAACAUAAGAUGAAGGCGACAAAGAGGCCGAUCCACGCAGUGACUACAUGGGUCCGGAGGCAGCCGCCCAAGAUCAAGGCUUUUUUAGCUGCGGUUUCUGGGAUGGCAGCUUUAGUUUUUAUUCGGAUGGUGGUUCACGAUCACGAUAACCUCUUCGUUGCUGCCGAGGCUGUUCAUGCCAUUGGAAUCUCCGUCCUAAUUUACAAGCUCAUGAAGGAGAAAACUUGUGCUGGACUUUCACUGAAAUCACAGGAGUUGACUGCUAUGUUUUUAGCCGUUAGACUCUAUUGCAGUUUGGUGAUGGAAUAUGAUAUACACACGUUACUUGAUUCGGCUACAUUGAUAACCACACUAUGGGUGAUUUAUAUGAUUCGCUUCAAACUGAGGUCCAGUUACAUGGAUGACAAAGAUAACUUUGCAAUUUACUAUGUGUUGAUUCCUUGUGCUGUGCUAUCUUUGAUUAUUCAUCCAACAACAACACAUCAUAUAAUAAACAGGAUUUGCUGGGCUUUCUGUGUUUUUCUUGAAGCUGUUUCAGUAUUGCCUCAGCUCUGGGUCAUGCAGAACACAAAGAUUGUUGAACCUUUCACAGCACAUUACAUAUUUGCACUUGGAGUUGCAAGGUUCUUGAGUUGUGCGCAUUGGGUGCUCCAGGUAUGGGAUACUCGUGGACGUCUUCUGACAGCACUGGGGUAUGGAUUGUGGCCUCCAGUCGUCCUCCUUUCAGAAAUUGUCCAGACAUUCAUUCUCGCCGAUUUUUGCUACUACUAUGUGAAGAGUCUGCUUGGAGGACAACUUGUUCUACGUCUUCCCUCAGGAGUGGUGUAAAGGCAAAGUUGAAUGUGCAGAUCUCAGCAGUGCAGAGCUGCUUCUAUGGCGGCAUUUGGGAUUUAGUUUUACAGUAGGUGGUGUGUAAAGUUUGGAGGUGCAUUGGAUUUUCUCAUAAUUUAAUAAUUUAAUAUAAUUAGAGCAGUAGGAUUUUAUAUAUUAUACAGGAUUCUGAUUGUUCUCUCGUCA